AUGACAACUAUUUUUACUUAUCACCUUUUUAAAUAUUUUGGUUAUAAUCAAAGUCUUAAUUAUAGAGAAAAUCGCUCAGCACUAUUUGGUAAAACUGAUUCAACGGAAGGUAAUCUUAAAGGAGGUAGCUCUAAAUCGAAGCCUUCAGAUUCUUCAAAUUUUCAAUAUUUAGAUUUAGAAAGCCAGAAUGAAGAGAAAAUAGAAGGCUUAACAGGGAAAGUGAGAUUGUUAAAAGAGAUUACUUUGAGUAUUGGUGAAUCAGUAAAAGAAUCAAAUAGUUUAGUUGGAUCAAUGUCUGACCAAUAUUCCAAUACUAGAAAUUAUUUAAGUGGUACUAUGGAUAAAUUAAAGAUAUUGUCAAUAUCUCAAAAUAGCCU
Molecule: messenger RNA, 377 nt
Organism: Entrophospora candida
Lineage: Eukaryota; Fungi; Glomeromycota; Glomeromycetes; Entrophosporales; Entrophosporaceae
Source: the annotation of a GenBank genome assembly